Salarias fasciatus (jewelled blenny) is the source of this 1287-nucleotide messenger RNA. RefSeq names its product cyclin O (gene ccno). NCBI's taxonomy places the organism in Eukaryota, Metazoa, Chordata, Actinopteri, Blenniiformes, Blenniidae. The transcript has 4 exons. Bases 1 to 1287 code for a protein of 428 amino acids. The record is from RefSeq and is a predicted model, not a curated record.
AUGACGGAAAUCAGCGACGAUCAGCCUUGGAACGGCACCGAGACGGAGAAAGGUGAUCUGCGCGAGAGCGGGGAAGACCCCGGGAACGUGACGUCACCUGGAGGAACUCCCCUCUCCAUCCCGCAGGCUGCCGCCGCGCUGCUCCCGCACACAUCGAGCCACAGACGUGCGCACGGACCCCGGAGGUCGAGCCCGGACAUGGUUUCAUUCGGCUCCGAGACGGUCCACAAGAGGCGACGCUCCAAAGGCGCGUCUCCACGAGCAGAGGCGCUCACACCGGCGCAGCAGCGGCAGACAGCCCGGCACAGGAAACAAAAACUCAUGUCCAGACUGGGCGACUCCGGCUUUGAGGAAGACUUGAGAACCUCUCCGGUUUCUUCCGCGGCUCGGAUCGACGUCUCCCCAGAGCCUGCGCCCGGACAGCCGUCCAGCUGGUACCUCCAGUACGGAGACAUCGGGUUCAAGAUCCAGAGGGAGAAAGAGGCGCAGUUUCAUCCCUGUCAAAGCCUGGCACACCAGCCACAAUUGACUGCAGAGGCACGCUGUAAGCUGGUCAGCUGGCUCAUCGGAGUACACAAACAUUAUGGUCUGUCCUUCGAGUGCUGCUGCCUGGCGGUGAGCAUCGUGGACAGGUUCCUGGCAGCCACACCAGUUGCUGCAGACUGCUUUCAGCUCCUGGGCGUCACUGCACUUCUCCUUGCCAGUAAACAGGUGGAGGUGUGCUCACCACGAAUCAGCCAUCUCUUGUCACUGUGUUGUGGUGCUUUCACUAAGGAGCAGCUCUGCAACUUGGAGUGUCUCAUCCUGGUCCGUCUUAACUUCAGUUUCGCUGCACCCACUCUGGCCUUUUUCCUGGACUAUUACACCAGCUGCAUGGAGUCUGUUCAACCUGUGGCCGAAGAUAAAAGCGAUGAUAGGCUUUUAGGAAAUGAUCCAGACAGAAAGAGUCCCAGGCAGUGCAGUAAACUUGCACAAAAGGUGUGCGAGCUGAGUCUGGCAGAUUAUGCUUUCAACAGGUACCCACCGUCUCUGACUGCCAGCUGUGCACUGAAACUAGCCAGCGAACUACUCAAGACCGAACAGGACUUUCCAGAACACACCGCCGUUCUCCUCCAGGAAGACCACUUGGACCGUGUUGUGAAUGAACUAUGUCCAACUCCAGUUUCUGUACAUUCAUGUGUAGAUCUGGAGAGCCACAGCUACAGUCUCUUCCAGGAAUGCAAAGACAACUUGAAGUUGUUGGUAUCACUGAACCAGGAGACAUUAGAUGUAAUGUCUUCCAUGUAG